This is a messenger RNA of Coturnix japonica (Japanese quail), 3002 nucleotides long. RefSeq names its product signal transducing adaptor family member 1 (gene STAP1). The record is from RefSeq and is a predicted model, not a curated record. Gene Ontology annotation, biological process: positive regulation of B cell receptor signaling pathway; cell surface receptor protein tyrosine kinase signaling pathway. Gene Ontology annotation, molecular function: signaling adaptor activity; protein kinase binding. NCBI's taxonomy places the organism in Eukaryota, Metazoa, Chordata, Aves, Galliformes, Phasianidae.
CAUUGCAGUCUUGUGCUGUUGUGAGGUACCGUCUGAAUGCUUACCUUACAGCAAACCAAGAAACACACUGCCAAGAAAAGACCCUUUCAAUGCACUCAGUCUGGUUCCCCUGUGGAUUACACACUGAGCGUCUGCUGACCUAAAAGCAAAGCACUGAGACUUCCUCUUUGAGGUGCUGCUUUCCCCCCCCCUCACCUCCCCAGGAUGAGCUCUCUGGCAGAGGCUGACGCAGAACAAACAGCAGGAGUGGAUGGCGGGGGGGGCAGGUGUAUUGAAAAUAACUAAAAGCAAACUACAGGCAGAAGAAAUCAACAAGCAAACAGCAGAACUGAUACCUAAAGGCUGCUGAGGAGCAGCAUGGAGCAGCCUACAGAAGCCCCUCAGGCAGCACCCCGGCGAAUCUCCCAGGAGAGACAGAGGCUCACAGGUCUGCCCUUGUACUUCCAAGGUUACCUGUCAGUCCGGCGCUCGCAGUGCCAGGAAUUUAGACUGUUCUGGACAGAACUGAGAGGAACUACGCUCUUCUUUUAUGAUGAUAAGAAGGCACCAACAUACUCACACAAACUAGAUAUAUCAGCUUUGACUUCGGUGACCAAUACGAAACCAAAUGAAAACGACUCUGCACAGUUCAUCCUGAUGUUCCUGAAUGAAAAACUGGAAGUGAAGGCUGAUAACUGCGAAUAUGGGAAAGAAUGGAAGGGUUUUAUUCUCGCUGUAACAAAGUUGUCAGUUCCACAGGACGAGUCGUUAUCACCUGGACAACUUACAAGAAUACAGGAAGUGCUAGACAAAGAAAAGAAGAGAAGGAUUCUGCUUAAUGGCUGUUCCAGCACAUCCCAGAAUAAAGAAAGCCCUUCCAGCAAGGACUACAGCAGUACAGCGACCACUAUGCCAGCGUGCUUCUACACAGUAUCUCGGAAAGAAGCAAUAGAGAUGUUAGAAAAUAACCCUUCGUGUGGGAAUUUGAUCCUGCGUCCUGGCAGUGACAGCAAGAACUACGCAAUCACUGUCCGACAUAUGCUGGAUGCUCCAUGCAUUAAGCACUACAGAGUGACAUCCAGAGGAACAAGUUACAUUAUCGAAUUGGAAAGACAGGUGACAGUUACGAGCCUUCAGGAUGUCAUCAGUUACUUUGUGAUCCAAACCCAUGGGAGCCUGAAGCCUUUCAUCAUGCAGACAUGCAACGAGGCUCUGCAAACGGACCAGAGUUAUGAAAGCAAAACACAAUAGAAGUCCUGAUGAAAGACAGAGGCACAAAAAGGAGCCAGUGUCCAUCCUCUGGGAAACUGCAGAUCCAGCCUUCAAAACAAGUACCCAAAGUGGGCAGCAGUAGAACCCAAAUUCUACUCUAAACUCUAAAGCACGCCACACACUGUAUCUGGCUUUUGCCACACAAGAUGAUUCACUUAGACAGUUUUGCUGGUGUGUUAUCACUGCUGUAACUCAUGACAUGUUUAACACUGAACCUAAAUAAGUGUUCAUCCACUGUGUGGGAUGCUUGCUUUAGCUAUUUCAUCAGUACACACAGUUAGUAAAAUAAACCUCCAAAAGUCAUCCAUCCCAAACAAAUCACCCUUUAGAUGGAAGUUGAGAUUGCUAUCCUGUGCUGCAGCAAAGCCUAUUUUCUGUAAUUAUAGAAGAUGUGAUAAUUAACAGGGAUGGACAGACCUUUCAACAGGGGUAGAUGCCUGUUGCAUUUGACUGAAAUACAGUUCCUUUCUUCAAGUAACUACUAUACAGACAAAGCAUUUAUAAAGACAGAAGACUAUGAACGUGAAUUUACCCAAGGCCCUCACUUCUACUUGAUACAGCUUAGAUUUAUAUACAACCUCUGUAUAUUUUCAGGAUGUGUGAUUGUGACACUGUCCCAGCUGCCUCCUGCAUUCACUAGAACUUCUGCAUGUCCACAAAUUCACCACAUAUAUUUGGAAAAGGGAGAAUCAGCUACAUCUUCCUGUGUUUAAAAGAUAAUGUGUUGUUACAGAUGCUUCUGUAAUGCCCCUCUGCUUCACUGCAACAUAAAGCAAGUUUCUAACUCUUUAAGCAUAUUCUUUAUACUGAGAUAUUCCAGUAACAGACUGAGCUAAUGCUAAUUCAGUGCACUCUGCAACUCAGAUUGCGGACAGAUGUACGGCUUAACCAUUCACUAUAAAGAAAUGGUACCAGAAGGAACAGCUGAGGAAACAGCAUCUGCUGUGACAAUCAUCCAGGGCUGUCUGCCUUUACUUCCAUUCAACAUCAUUUCUUGAUACAGCACUCUUAAUUUGGUAAGCGCAGAAAGGCUCAACCACACCGACUACCUUCUCUUUCUUGAAGACCAAUUUUAUUGUCGGAAGUGUUAACUCAGCUCUCCAAUAGGGAUCCACUUUCCCCAUAUUGCAGUUUUCCCCAGGGAACAGUCUUAGUGCAGAUAGUGAACAAUUCCAACUGUCUUGACUUCAGGGAAGCUAUGGCAAUUUACACCUAUCCAAGAUCUGCCUUCCUGUGUUUCCAUGUGGAGACUGACCUAAGGUAGCCGCUCUGACACGCAGCAUCACUUAUAGUUCAGAAGAGAGCACCACCAAGGAAACAGAAAAAUACAUUUGCUUUUAAGUGGAUGUUUAAACAUUUUGUGUGGAUUAUCUCAUGUGGAUGCCAAGACUGAAAUUCUCAUUUGGGAAUAAAGUAACGUGUGAAAUGGAUUUGACACGUUCUUAGAACACCACAAGUGUCGUAAGACAGCCAUUUCCCCAGUUUUUGCACUCCUCUGUGCAGCCCUCAAUUUACACGCAGGGACAAUUCAUUAAAUUCACCAUUCUUCUUGAUUUCUUCAGCUCCCCACAAAUGAACAUCGAUCUUGUCUCUAAGGGAAGGACUGUACUAGACAUUCCAUCUCGUGGAGUGACCAAUCCUCCUUUGAGCAAACUAGUUCAAAGAUAAUGGGAACAGAUGAGACGAAUCCAGUUUGUCUUCAGCACAAAGCCACUGACUUUCAUCAUUUGUUUUAAUUAAGGCUUCACAAA